Molecule: messenger RNA, 2635 nt
Organism: Centrocercus urophasianus (Greater sage-grouse)
Lineage: Eukaryota; Metazoa; Chordata; Aves; Galliformes; Phasianidae
Product: protein FAM207A-like
Exons: 3
Coding region: 70-363 (97 amino acids)
Source: RefSeq, a predicted model, not a curated record
UCCUCGGAGCAGCGUUGUGUGCGCGCACCGCGUGGCCACGUUCUCUUCCGGCACGCGCCCCACUCGGCCAUGGUGGGGAAAGUACGGCGUCCGCGGCUGCACGGCGCCGCGCCCCGACCCCCGCUGCGCCCCGACCCGGCGCCGCCCGGUCCUGGCGGCCGUACCGCGUCCGCGGCGAAGGACUGGGACUUCUCAUCAUCUGACAUCUUUUCUGGGCUGACUAUUGACCCUGAUUCUCUGGUGAAGAAACUUGACUUGGACACCAGAAGCAUUGUUUCAUCCAAGACAGACCUUUAUAGAGCUGAAUGGUGUUUGAGAGGAACUCUGACACUGACGGAUGGUAUGGGAAGCCUCUCCAGAUGAUUUUAAUCUGCGGCACCCUCCAUCAGAAGUCUGUAGAUUGCAACAAAUCACCGUGAUGCCAGAGGACUCUUCUACUGUUGCAGAAGUUUAAAGGAUGAAAACCAAUGAGGACCCUACUUCAAGAAUCAAGCCGUCCAAGUCCUGAACUGCGUGGGACUGCUUGACAUUGAAAAUGGUGACCCAUUGCAGGUAGCUUAAGUGAAAAUUUGGAAUACAGUGGGAAUGCUACUGUAACUUUAGGAUACUGGUGCCUCACAAGUAAUUCAAGGAGGAAGUCCACACUGGUUAAAAUCAGUUUAGUAAUUCACUGUGCUAUGUGAGGCCCUCUGUGAGAAUAGCUGUGUGAAGCUCCAGCUUAAUUAGAGUCAAUGCAAUUAAAUGAGAAGAGCUAAAAUGAAUGUCUGAAAUCUGUGCUGCUUCAAGUGCUUUGACUUCUGGAAACAGCGUUUCCGUGUUGUGAGUGCCUUUUGCCAGACCACGGAAAUCUGUUGUGUUAAUAUUUAUGGAAGUAAUUAACUUUUUUUUUUUUUCCUUCCCUUCCCUAUGGCUGUGGCUAAGUCCUUAUUCUUAGUAUUAACAUUUUAAAAACGAUUCUACAAUUAGCUUGUGGUCAUGGAUACUCAUUGCCACACAAACAAUAACAUUUUCCAGAGUGCCUUGAGCUGCCAAGAUGUUUGCAGUCUGGGAGAGGAGGACGUCAGUAGCAGGAAAAGUCUGAAACAAAUCUUCGGAGUUUGUACAACAUGUCAGAUCAUUCUGAGUGCAUUUUCUGCUUGAUUCCUGUGACUGUGUGACAUUCACCGCCUAUGAAGGUGGGAGUGUGUGCAUACGUGGAUGUAAGGGAGGUGAGCCCGGCUGCUGGAGCUGCUGUAGGGCUGAGAGCUGUACUGCUGGGGAAUCAUGAAACCGUAGAAUCAUUAAGGUUGGAAAAGACCACCGAAGUCAUCUACUCCAAACAUCAACCCAUCACCGCCAUGCACACUAAACUGUUUCCCUCAGUGCUACGUCUACCCUUUUCUUGAAAACCUCCAAGCAGCAGCUGUGAAGCUGCAUCCUCUGGCCUUUGUAAGACUUGAGUGCUCUAGUGUGUGGUUGUUAGGUCCAGCGUCAGUCCCUUGUGGCAUGAAGGGGCUCUGCUGCAUUGAGACUGUUGCAUCCAGAUCAGGUAUGAUGGGCAUAGCAGCUUGUGUGUGGUGCAGCAUCUUGCUCUGUGAGAUUAUGAAUCCCAAAGCCUUAAAAGGAUACUAAUGUAGCAAGGGUUUCUCCUCCUUUAAUGCGGUCAGACAUUGUUACACAAAAAUAAAUCAACCCUGCUUAGGAGAAUACUGGAGCUGGAGAGGGUUACCAGCAAAAAUCCUUGUGUUGUUGUUUUAAUGUUACAGCCUUGGCAUAAUUGAGUUACACAAUUACAAAUGCUUCAAAGGAAAAGAAGCCUGGUUCUGCACUGGUGGCAAAGAUACCACCCAACAUUGAGUCCAAGUAAGGAAACUGUCCCCUGAGACAUGGCAGGAACAGUUACACACUGAGUAAAGUGAGAAAGAAAAAUCCCAUUAGGGGGAGGAAGUGACUGUGGGGAGAGCCAGGUUGACAGCUCUGGAAGUUGAGAGCUCUUUCCUUGUCACCAGAGCAUGUAUGGAGUUGGGUCAAACUGUCAAACAUAUUUCUAAAAUACAUACCCUGGGAGUUUAAUUUUUAAUGUACGCUCUACUUAGAAUAUUGGUAGAGACUGGUAAAGGAUGGAUGGGAAAUCUCCUUUCUGGGUUUUCCCUUCUGACUGGCUUGGUCGUGCUGGGAAAUGUCCAUGUGAGGAACAUUAUUCUGCUUGGGUAUUCUUUCUUUCAAGGGUCUUCUGUGCUAAGAUUGCCAUCUGUAUAAAUCAGAUCGCUGGAUUACUAGAGACAAAUCUCUGCUUUGCCAGUGUAGGUCUUACCUGAAUUAUGAGCUGUGUAUUUAAUAGUAGAAUUCUCAAGAGCUGAUGUCUGUCAUUCAGACUAAGUCUUUAAUGUAAGUAUGUAUUUAAUGGAAUAGUCUCACUUGAUUUGUUUGUUUUGUUUUAGUGUAGAAUCAGUUAACAGGGGCACUCUGUAAUCUUCCAGUUACCCUACUGAUGGCUCAUAAGUUAUAAUUAUGGGAAAACGUAAUACUCAUGUGGAGCUUUCUCCCUCAGUCCACCAAAAUUGCAAUGCGCACUUAAAAAGAAGAAGAAAAAAAAAAAGGUAUAGAGUGCUGGUUUCUGUGCUGAGAUCCAUUCUGCUCAGGGGAUCCUUGGAAU